AUGAAACUAUCAUUACUACUACUUGGAUUCCUUCCAAUAGGCGUAUGGGCCUCCAAUGUUCUCGAAUUGACAGAGUCGGAUUUUGACAAACACGUCGGUGCUGGUAAACCGCCUGCACUCGUUGAAUUUGGGCACUGCAAAAAUCUUGCUCCCACGUACGAAAAGCUCGGUGACGCAUUCAGCCAUGCAAAGGACAAGGUAUCCAUCGUCAAGGUCGACGCCGAUGGAAAGGGCAAAGCCCUCGGCUCCAAGUAUGGGGUUACUGGCUUCCCAACCCUCAAAUGGUUCAAUGGUGACGGCUCCGAGCCAGAAGCGUACAAUGGUGGUCGUGAACUCGAGGAGCUCGCAAGCUUCGUGACCAAGAAAACUGGGGUCAAGUCGAGCAUUAAACCACCACCGCCGGCAGCAGUCAUUACUGCAGAUGUCGACACGUUCAAGGAGAUUGUCAUGGAUCCAAAGAAGGACGUUCUCGUUGCGUUCACUGCGCCGUGGUGCGGACACUGCAAGAACAUGAAGCCUGCCCUAGAAGCCGUCGCUCAAACAUUCAAGCCCGAGAACGAUUGCAUCAUUGUCAACAUUGACGCCGACGCCCAGCAGAACAAGGGCAUCGCACGCGAGUUCUCUGUCAACUCCUUCCCCACGAUCAAGUUCUUCCCGCGCGCCAACUCUCCCUUCACGACAACACCUCUCCCAGCCGAUACCGUCGGUCAAGCGACGUACACCAAAUACGGCAAGCAUGCCAUUCCAUACGAAAAAGCACGUUCGGAAGCCGACUUUGUCGCUUUCCUGAACCAACACUGCGGUACGAACCGUGCUGUUGGUGGCGGUCUGAACACGUUUGCCGGACGCUUGACAGGCACUUGGGAUUCGUGGGCCCAAGAGUUGAUGGGCUUUGCUUCGCAAAAGACCGAAGACGCCAAGGCUAGGAUGGUGGAGAUUGUGAAUCUCAUGAAGGCUGGUUUGGAUGAGGUCAAGGCCGAGGAGCAGUUUGCUGCGCGAUGGUAUAUUCGUGCGUCGGAAAAGAUUGUCAACAAUACCGAGUCUUGGUUGGAGAAAGAGUCGAAGAGGCUUAACUCUAUCCUGGCCAAAAAGAGCCUCGCGCAGACGAAACUCGACGAGGUUCGCAUCAAGGCGAACAUUCUUACUGCAUUCGUGGUGAAGAGGGGCGAGGAAGUAGCCGACGAUAUCAAGGAGAAGGUACAGGAUGUCAAGGAAAAGGUGGAACAAAAGGCUGCUCAGGUCAAGGAGGAACUCUAG
Messenger RNA from Serendipita indica DSM 11827, 1257 nucleotides. The record is from the annotation of a GenBank genome assembly. Lineage: Eukaryota; Fungi; Basidiomycota; Agaricomycetes; Sebacinales; Serendipitaceae.